Vespa mandarinia (Asian giant hornet) is the source of this 2842-nucleotide messenger RNA. Its product is annotated as mediator of RNA polymerase II transcription subunit 25. The record is from RefSeq and is a predicted model, not a curated record. Gene Ontology annotation, cellular component: mediator complex; transcription regulator complex. Lineage: Eukaryota; Metazoa; Arthropoda; Insecta; Hymenoptera; Vespidae. Gene Ontology annotation, biological process: positive regulation of transcription by RNA polymerase II.
AUGGUCACUACGGGGCGCUGCAAUAGCGAGGAACAUCCUGAAAAUUCAAAUGGAAAUGCAAAUUUAGAAAGAAGGUUAGAUAUUUCUUUGUCAUGGCGUUUUACGGAUAUUUCUAAAGUAUUCUAAUUCAUUUUUUACGCUCCUUUUGAAUCCACUUUUGAAGCAAUAGAUUAUUUAAUUGAAAAACAUGGUUGCUGGACCUACUGAGCAUGGCAUACAAGCCGAUGUUAUAUUUGUUAUUGAAGAAACAGCUGUAAAUGGAGCAUAUCUGAAUGAUCUCAAAACAAAUUAUUUAAUACCCACAUUAGAGUAUUUUAGUCAAGGUGGCAUAGAAGAUAGAGAAUAUGUCGCAGAGAAUAGUACUACACUUUAUGGGAUAGUAUUAUAUCAUGCUGCCGAUUGUUUGCCGGCAUCUUGUACAGAAACUCUUGGGCCUUAUGUGAAUCCUCAUAAAUUACUACUUGUUCUGGAUAAACUUGAAAUGGUCGGUGGAAAAGGAGAAUCACAUGCAAACAUUGGAGAAGGUCUUGCUACCGCAUUGCAAUGCUUUGAAGAUUUAUUGUUAAGACGAGAACCAAGUAGUGCAACACAGAAACAUUGUAUUUUAAUCUGCAAUUCACCUCCAUAUCAAACAGUGAUUCAAGAAUCUUAUAAAUUUGCCGGUCAUACCGUAGAACAAGUAGCUGCCCUUUUCCAAGAGAGAAACAUCAAUUUAUCCGUAUUGUCUCCACGAAAAAUACCAGCGUUAUUUAAACUAUUUGAAAAGGCAGGAGGUGAUCUGCAAUCAUCUCAAACAAAGAAUUAUGCUAAGGAUCCACGACAUCUAGUACUUUUACGUAAUUAUAAUUUAAAAGAAAGACCUGUGAGUCCAUCAAUUGGAGGGACAGUCCAUACUGCGGUACCAAAUACAGCACAAAUUCCUCUCAGUCCAUUACAAAGCAAUGAUAGUCCAAAUCCAAACCAAGUUCAACAAAGUAUUGCACCAACGCCACAAUCACAGGCUACUACGUUCAGAAAUCAAACACCUCAAAAUAUUUCUUCGGUUCAUCAGUCGGUCCCACAAAAUAUGGCUGCCCCUAUGAGUGCUACACGUCCGCCCUAUAAUCCUCAAAUAUCUGCCCCGCCGAAUUAUCAUCCAGGAGCUGUGGGUGCAAGAGCUACGCAUUCGAGGUGGAUGAGACCAUUCAUACCACCGAGUGCUAAUGCUCCCACCAAUGCACAGAGUAGCGCCUUAAUUGCUCAAUUAACACAACCACCCUCAUCAUUAGGGCUUAAUGUAUCUCCGUAUGGUCAAAGAAUGGAUGUAGUUAACAGUAAUAUCAUGGCAGCAAAUGCUCAGCAACAGCAACAGCAGAUAAACCAACAACAGCAGCAACAAUUACGAUUGACCAUGCAACUGCAACAACAGCAACAGCAGCAACAACAAGCGUCCUUGUCAAUUUCAAAUCAGCCGGCGCACAGUCAAGCAACACCACAACUCACAGCAUCGUGUGUAAGUCCAUCUGUGCCUACUCAAGUUCCACCGACAGUAACUGCAUCUCAAGCCCCAGUUCCAGUAUGUUCUGUAACUCCACUAGCUACUCAUCCUCAAGCACAGACUAAUGGAGGUGGUGGAAAUGUUUCAAAUCAACAGAUCGCAACUGCAAGAGAACGACAUACUAUUUGGCAAGGUGUUGUGGAAUGGAUUGAAAAAACUAAAAAUCCUGCCGAUGCACAGAAGCAAACGAGGCAUGUUCCUUGUCAAGUUUCUGCCAAUUCAAAAGAUGGAGAUCCAGAAUUGAAAGCAGAUACAUGGCCGCAAAAGUUAAUAAUGCAACUGAUGCCAAAGCAAUUAAUAGGAAAUAUUGGUGGAUCCUAUUUAAAGAAUUCCAAAUCUGUUCUUUUUCAUCCAACACCAUGCGAAGCUUUAGAAUCAUUAACAAAUAUGAUGACUUCUGGAUUUGCAGGCUGUGUCCAUUUUACAUCUGUACCACCUAGUUCAGCAUGUGAAAUAAAAGUGCUUAUACUUCUCUAUACGGCAGAAAAACGAACAUAUUUGGGCUUCAUUCCUAAUGAUCAAACAGCUUUCGUAGAUCGUCUCCGUAAAGUGAUACAACAACAAAAAACUUCCCAAGGUCCAAUGAGACAAGGUCAAACUGGUACUGCUGCUGGAAAUGCUUUACCUGGUACCAUACCUAACACAGGAAUAUCACAAGGAGGAAUUUUAAUGUCUCAAACAAACACCAUGACAAUGGGUGGAGGACAGAUAACACAAAAUGUCGUUUCUGCGAAUACACCUCAGCAGACUUUGCAAACUCCUACAGCUCAACAAAAUCAGUUAACUUUACAGAGCGGAGGAAUAGCUGCAUCACAAGUCAGUGGUAAUGCAGGAGGUAUUAUUGGUCAGCAAAGACCACCUUUCGAUGAUUUGGAGAUAGCAAGGCAUCAGAAUUUAUUAAAAAUCCAACAGUUACGUCAAACGCUAGAGGCUGCACAACAGCAAGAAGCACAAUACAAAUCACAACUGGAAGUUAAUAUACAACAAAAUUUAGAAGUAGCGCAACAACAGGAAAUGCAAUAUAAACAGCAACUCGAAGCUCAACAGGCACAACGCGGUAUUGCUCCUGCUGCCAUGGCAAAUCAAGCAUCUAAUGCUCAAAGAAUGAUGCGUCCUGUCUCAACGAACAGUCUUGGCUUGCGGCAUUUGUUACAACAGCAACAACCUCAGUACAGACAACAAAUACUUGGAAUACAACAACAAAUGGUCAGUCCAAGAGGACAAAUGACAACACGUCCUAUGGCACCUAAUAAUACACAAAAUCAACAAUUCGAUGAUGUAUCUAAUUAUGAUUUUCUCGGUUAA